CCCGGUGGGAACAGUUCAAUUGUCAGGACGUCAGUUAUUGUAGUGUUUAUUGGUUAAAAGGGGGAAAAAGCGUACCUUUUGUUUUAUUCUGAGACUUCUUUUUUUGCGGCUAUUGCAGGUGGUUUUAAUUAUCAUUGUAUGCUGUGGUAUAUGAUGUGGACUAGUUGCAACAUUCGUCAGAAAAGACAUAUUUCUAAAAUUCCUGGAACCAUGCCGCUUAUAUGAAUAAAUUUGAAGGAACACCACUGUCUAGUGGUGAUGAAGCAAACGACGAACUUGGAGCCUUGAGCUUAGACGGCUCCUUCUUCUUUACUUCUGAAUCGGAAGACGAUUACAUUCAGAGUGAUAUCGAAAAGGAAAUGACCACAGACCAUCAAGAAGCCCCUCUUCCAAAAGAACUUGAACUUCGUGCGGGCUCGCAACCCCUCAAAUACGCCUUGUGGGCUAAAGUAGAACUCAGCAGAGGGAAAAGAUUUGGGCCCAUCCCAGCUCAGUUAAAAGAUACUGAACCAACUCGAUUCAGCGCUUGGAGGGUUGUUGACGAACAUGGUACGAUAAAAGCCUGGGUUGAUACACUUUUCGACCGAGGAGGGCAAUGGACAACAUAUCUUCGGAAACCGGAAAAUGAGCAAGACAAGAACGUAACUCCAGUAUUUUUUGGAGGACAGAUUUAUCUAGAAGUCAUUCAAGAUAUCGAAGCUGGUCAGGAACUUCAUUUAGCUUCUUACAAUCUAUUAUUGGCUCAUGAGCCAUCAUCACAUCAAAGAAAUGGAAACCUGGGUUCUCAUGAAACAGCAGAAAGGGGCAUCUCUGAGAGAAGAGAGCACUUAGAAGACAUUUCUGAGAGUUCGGGAGUGCAGUCGCAUCUUCUAGCAAUUCAUAAUCAGGAAGAUUCCUCUACCAGAGAUCAAUCGAAUCGCAAGUGCUACGCUUGUGACGUUGAUUUUCCAGACCAGUACAGUUACUCCGAACACAUCAGCAACUGUCAUAUCUCGGAAGAUAGCAACCAGGGUGAAAAAGAGUAUAAAUGUCGACAGUGUCCAAAAGUUUUUAAUUGGAAAUCCAACCUUAUUCGCCAUCAAAUAGCCCACGACGAGAGCCGGCGAUACGUCUGUGAAAAUUGUAAGAAAGUUUUUACUGAUCCCAGCAAUCUACAACGACAUAUAAGAUCUCAGCAUAUAGGAGCGCGUUCUCACGCCUGCCCUGAAUGCGGAAAGACUUUUGCUACCUCUAGUGGUCUGAAACAACAUACACAUAUACACAGUAGUGUUAAGCCAUUUAGAUGCGAAGUCUGCUUUAAAGCAUACACACAGUUCUCAAAUCUUUGUCGCCACAAACGCAUGCAUGCGAAUUGUCGCAUGCAAAUCAAAUGUCAUAAGUGCGGACAAGCCUUCAGCGCUGUAACUUCGUUAUCGAAACAUAAGAGGUUUUGUGAAGGAGCUCCAUCCAGUAGUUCCUCUACAUCUAAUAUUCCGAAUCCACCUCAAGCACAGACAUCAACCCCGGGACCUGCCGGGUACGAUUCCAAUAAGACAGUGCCUAUGAGCUUAGCACCACCAAGCAAUCCACUUCUAUUCUAUCCAAGACCAAGUUUUCCCUUCUAUCCGACAUUUGGAUAUCCUUUCAUAUCUGGACCUACCCUACCAGCUCCUCCUCCCUUGAUACCAGACCCUGGACUGCUUCAAGGGCAUAGUGUAAAUAUAGCAGCUGCAGCACAGGCAGCACAUGACCUUCAAAGACAUAUACUGAACAGUAAUGGUGCUCAGCAAACUCUGAGAACACCAUCACCAACAAAACAAGAGCUAAAAAGCCCAAUUAAGCAACCAGACAAAAGAAAUUCGGAAGCUUCUGAAUCAGAAGCAUCUGGGGAACUGUCUUCUGAAGACACAGGCGGUGAAGACCUUUCAUCUUUUAGCGACGUUGAAUCGGAAGCAGAUACUAUUAAAUCAGUGAAAGGAUCACCGUGCUCUCAACAAAAAUCUUCUGCUCCAGCUACUGUGACAGAUAACAAAACUUCACCAACAAACAUGUUUCUUAAUCAUAGACAGGGUUCUCCUAAACAAGGUUCAGUAUGUCCUGAUCCUUCACUCAUUCGAUCACCCAUAAACUCAAAUGGACAAAUGAGACCCAUGGUGACAAAUGGUACCUCUAAGCCUGAACUCGAAAUGCCAUUUGAUUUGUCCCAAAGUAGUAAGAAUAAAGUUCCAAGUGAUGCAAUGAUGGAUUAUCAUACAAAAAUGCGUGAUACUCCUAAAAACGAGGAACAACCUUUAGAUUUAAGAGUUACACCCAAGAAACCGGCUUCUGCCUUUGAAGAUGAAAUAGUAAAAAGAAAAGCAUUGUUUUACGAAGAGAAGGAAAGAAUGAAAGAAUUCGAUAGUCCUCCAGUUUUGGCACCCAUACAAGAGCCUAUUCCUCAAAUUGAGACGCAAAAGAGGGAUAGUCCUCCUUUACCACCAUCUCCUAGCAAAUUACCAAUGGCAUGCCCCAGACCAAUUCAUCCUAUGUUCCUAGAGUCUAUGUAUAGGUUCCAACAAGAGAAACCAGCUUUCAGCUUGUUUCCUCCAGAACGACUGAUGCCAGCUUUUACUCCCCGAUAUCCGUUUCUAGGACCUAUUCUGUCAGGUAAUCCUUCAUUUGACUUUAUGAGGGCUCAUAUGGAUAAGGUUAGCAAGCCUAUGCAUGAAAUAAUGUCUCCACACUUGAACAAAACCAAAGAACGCUACUCUUGCAAAUUUUGUGGCAAAAUAUUUCCGAGGUCAGCGAAUCUGACUAGACAUUUACGUACUCACACAGGUGAGCAACCUUACAAAUGUAAAUAUUGUGAGAGGUCUUUCAGCAUAUCUUCUAACUUACAGCGACACGUUCGAAAUAUCCACAACAAGGAAAAACCUUUCAAGUGCCCUCUCUGUGAUAGAUGUUUCGGUCAACAGACAAAUUUGGAUCGCCACUUGAAGAAGCAUGAAGCUGAUGGCCCGACUAUACUGGAUGAUUCUCCAAAGGGAAAUGAUGCAGAUGAUAAAGAUGAGGCAUAUUUCGAUGAAAUUCGCAACUUUAUGGGAAAAGUAACAAAUAGUGGUCACAGCCCUGUCAAUGCGAUGGCUCUCAUGAAUCCGUUGGAGGAUCGAAAACGAGAUAGGGAGGCCCUGAUGAUGUCAACGUCCUAUUCGCCACGCCAGAAUAGCAGUCCAACCAGCGGCCAUAGUGACAACUUAGACGAUGAAACAGAUGGUGGAAUCAAUGUAUCCGAUCCAGAUGAUGUUGACCCUCCAAGUAAGAGACAUUGUAAUGAUGAGCAGUCUAAUCACACCAGCUCUUCAUCUAACACAGAACGAAGUAACAAGAGCCCCGAUUCUGUGAAGAACCAGGCGAUGAGCACUCCAACUACCAACGCUUUUCUUCAAAAUGGAGAUUUUCCUCUGGAUCUCCAACAGAAGACACUGGCCUAUAAAGUCAUGCUUCAGCUGAAUCGGAAGCUUGAUUUAUGCAAUGGAGUUAAAGAAAAUGGACACGAUCCCCAUAUAAAUGUCGACAGUUUGGACGAUGAAGAUUUGGAAGAUGACGAUUGUAAGGAUUACACCAGCGACGAUGAUCCUCAGUGCCGGAAUAGCUCUCCCGUACGGCCUGCACAAGAAGUAAAGGUAGACUGAUUCACUUAAUAAAAUUGAAGAUUAGUAGUGAUAGGAAAAUUUCCAACUAAGCGCACAAAGCGCCAUAGAUUCCUUUUCGGAAAGGAAAACCAUCAUUUUACUCGGAGCUCCCUUCAAGACAUUCAGCUAAGAGCAGAAGCACCUGUGUGUAGGGCUCUGAGAAAUAUUUUCUCAUAUAAGAUUCAAAUCAAAAUAAUGAAUGAAUGAGUGAUGAACUAAUGGCUCAUAGUACAUUCUAUGGAACGUUUAACUCCAGAUUCAUUUCAAGCGUGCACUUCACAUCUCAAGAUGGAGUAUUUUGGCCAAGCUAGUCAGACAGCAACUUAGGUUCUGAAAGUAAACUUUUCAAAUAAGACUGAAUAAGGAAAUAGUGCUUAUCUGCAGAAAGAACUGUUGAAGGACUUUGUUCAUAAAUCCUCAAUAACAGAGAAAGAAUGAUUUUUUUUCAUCGCAUGAUGGUGUUUAAACAGUUUGGUGCUUCAAAAUAAGUGUUCAAAAAUUCAAUUCUGAUACUAAAUUUUUGUUUAACAAAAAGUCUGUAGAAGAAAUUCAUGUUGAGAAAGGAGUAAAAAUGAUUAUAAGUUUCCAGCUAUUGUUAUUUUUUUCGUUUUUAUGUGAUAUGCAUCAAUUUUUAUACAUUAUUAUUUUGUAUAAUUUAAAAAUGCUACAGAGAACACUACCACAUAACUAGUCACGCAUAGUAUAAUAAGCAUAAUUGUGUUGCGACAUGACAUAGAGCUUGUUAAAUAUAUUAUAUGUAUACAUUUCGAUAGUGGUAAAAUGUUUUUAAUUGUAAAUCAAAGCUUAUUUGUUUAAUUUACACUGAUUUUCAGGCAUAUAUAUAUAUAUAUUCUAUUUCUUAUUGAAGGCUUCGGUGGGAGCGAAGAAAUUUUAAGUGACAGAAAUAUUGGCAUCUGAAGCAAUAUAUGAGAAUGAUUUCUUUUUUUUUUAUUUAGAAAGAACAUUGAAAAUGCUACUUAUUUUGAGAGUCCAAAGAACUACAUGUUUUGUCCAUAUGUAAAAUAUGUGUCGCAAACUCUGCGAUAUACUAUAAUUCUAUAUUAUGACUGUUUUUAAUGUUUUCUUUGAAAUAUUAUUUUGAUGCUGUUUAGUACAACUGAAAUUUUUUUUUGUUCAUCUAUUUAAUUUGUCAUUUAUUUAAGAAUAAUUAAAUAUAGGAUUUUUUUCACUGAACGUUGAAUGCUUAUUUAUUGAAAUAUUUAGCAAUUUUUGUCAUAACUGCAUGUAUAUUGUGAAUUAAAAAACAAAUAUUCAUUGACAUUUUGAACGACGAAGAAAAAUUCUCAAAGACCAGAUCAAUCUAUUCGAAGACACAAUACUAACUUCUAAAAUUUAUAAUAGAAAAGAGAAAGAUUUUAAAUAUAGCGAAGAGAAUAAUUUCAACAGUGGUUAAGUGAAAAGUUCAUUCAUUGUGCAUUUAUUUGGGUCGUGGCAUUUAUUUGGGUUAUUAUCCUAUGCUGCAUUACAGUUAAUGAGAAACAGUAGUGCAAAUUAAAUGAACUUUGUUUAAAAACAAGAAGCAUUAAAUUCAAAAAUCCGAAAUUCAAAAAAAGGAUUUAAAUUAAAUAUGAAAAACAGAUAUUAUUGAUUAAUGAAUUAUUGAAAGUCAUGCUAUUUCAGUGAAGGGAAUUUAGAGCUAAAAGUACGCAAACGAUAUUGUUCAACUAGCACGUUGACGACAACUUGAACCUGAAAGGUUUAAUUUGUUAUAGUUCUCUAUUAAAGUGAAAAUAGAAGAAUCCCAUUUCCUAUAAAAACAUUUUACUUCUUCGCCAUUUACCAUUUAUACUUUUCUAUAUAAGCGGAAACGCGACGACAUGAAGACAAAGUCUUAGCUUCGUUGUUAGACAAUCGCUGAUUCGAAACCUAAUUUUAUCAGUGUUCGAUGCACUUUAAAUAAAUGCUCUAACGGGUCAAAUUUCCUGAUACGAAAGUUGCUGGCUCUGCUCAGGUGUUAGUCUCAUCAUCUGAUCACGAUUCAUAAUUAUGUAAUUCUAUCUCAAAAUAAGCUUCGUGCAAUUUUGAAGCAAUAAAUUAAUUUAUUUGUGAUGAGCCAAAAUCAUGGGAGGACUUCGAAUCAUCCAUGAUCAAUACGACAUUUCCUGCAAAUUUGAGAUAAUAUGUCACAAUUGCGUGACAAACCUAAUAAUGCAUAUAAAUCAUCAGAAACGUCAUCCAAUAUCUAGAAGCAAGUUGCUCUGCUUUGCAAUGUUAAGUCUGGUCUCCUCAUCGAUCUGCAAAGUGCGCAAUAUAUUUCAGAAUUAAAUAGCAUUUAAAAACAAUUAUUGAGCAUUUUAUGAACCGUUAGAAUCUGCGAUCACCUGAUUACGAAGCUGGGUCUUUUGACAAUGUUCGCUUUAGAGAAUAAAUCGUUCGGUGGGAAUACACAAAACAAAUGGCGCCCGUGUAUAAUUUGAUUUUUACCCACUCCUUCAGUACGUUUGACUUUAAAAAAUUUUACGAACAUUCAAAAAUGUCGUAUUUCUGGCAUCCCUUUAGAUUGGCGCCUGGAGUAUCAUAAUAGACUCGAUCUAUCAGCCCAUAGCUAUGCUGUCAAAACGUUUGUCAAGCUAUCCAGAUGUCUUGGCAAUGUAGCUAAUUCUAACUUUAAUUCUACAACGUGACUGCUUUGUGUUUGGUAUUCAAAGUACUAAAUAUUUAGAAAUUAUUUAAAUGGAUUGAAAAACGGUUUUAUCUCAAAAAUAAGACAUCAAAAGUUGUUUCUUCAGUCUAUUCCUCCAAUUUGAAUUAUAAAUGGCAUAAUAUGUAAGUUAUCAUCCCGUCCGUUAAUCAACUUAAAACUUUUCUUUAUACUAAAUUUGAAAAAUCAUCUAAUGAACCAUCUUUGUAGCAUUCUGAGCAGUUUUUCUGCAAUGUAAAAAAAAUAAAUUCAGUGAAAUUUUCGCUUUUUUCAUCAUUUAUCGAAAAAUGAUUAAUUUUUUGUAUGCUUUCAUUUGUUCAUAUAUUUUAAAAAAAAAAAAAACAUGUUUUGCAAAGCCAGGAUGGCCUUACUGUUUUAGUCAAAAUGAAAACUUUUUCUUAUUCAGUGAAAUGAAUAAUACUUGUUCUCUGUAUUAUUUGAAGUGUACAGUUGAAACUUUAUCAUAUUUAUUAAAAAUCAAUUUGUAUAUUUAUUGAUAAUUGACAUAGAGUUACGAAAAUACAAAUUUCUGUUU
Molecule: messenger RNA, 6847 nt
Organism: Argiope bruennichi
Lineage: Eukaryota; Metazoa; Arthropoda; Arachnida; Araneae; Araneidae
Product: histone-lysine N-methyltransferase MECOM-like
Exons: 6
Coding region: 222-3650 (1142 amino acids)
Biological process (GO): regulation of transcription by RNA polymerase II
Cellular component (GO): nucleus
Molecular function (GO): DNA-binding transcription activator activity, RNA polymerase II-specific; RNA polymerase II cis-regulatory region sequence-specific DNA binding
Source: RefSeq, a predicted model, not a curated record